Molecule: messenger RNA, 1461 nt
Organism: Annulohypoxylon maeteangense
Lineage: Eukaryota; Fungi; Ascomycota; Sordariomycetes; Xylariales; Hypoxylaceae
Product: histidyl-tRNA synthetase
Exons: 2
Coding region: 1-1461 (486 amino acids)
Biological process (GO): histidyl-tRNA aminoacylation; mitochondrial translation
Cellular component (GO): cytoplasm; mitochondrion
Molecular function (GO): ATP binding; histidine-tRNA ligase activity
Source: RefSeq, a predicted model, not a curated record
AUGGCUUCCGGGGGAGCCAAAAUAUCUUUGAAGGCCGUGAAAGGCACACGCGAUUGGGCAGGACCUGACCUGCUCCUACGAGAUCAUGUCUUUGAGACUAUAACAAACGUUUUCAAACUCCACGGCGGCACCCCUCUCGACACCCCCGUAUUCGAGUUAAGAGAUAUUCUUGCCGGCAAAUAUGGCGAGGAGGGUCGUUUGAUAUACAACCUAGAAGACCAAGGUGGCGAGCUCUGCGCCUUGCGCUAUGAUCUGACAGUCCCUUUCGCCCGUUGGUUAGCCAUGAACAACGUCCAACAGAUCAAGCGCUACCAGAUCGCAAAAGUCUAUCGUCGCGACCAGCCUGCCAUCGCUCGUGGCAGAAUGCGCGAGUUUUACCAGUGCGAUCUUGACAUUGCCGGUGUCUACGAUCCUAUGAUACCCGACGCCGAAAUCCUACGAAUUAUUGUCGAAUCCUUCGAAGCCCUCGACCAAGAGAUUAUUAUUAAGCUAAAUCACCGAAAAAUCCUGGACGGCAUAUUCGCUGUCGCAGGUGUUCCUGCCGACAAGAUACGCCCUAUUAGUUCCGCUGUAGAUAAGCUAGAUAAAGAGCCGUGGGAGGCCGUAAAGAAGGAGAUGGUCGAGCAAAAGGGCCUUCCGGAGGGAGUCGCCGACAAGAUCGGCCAAUUCGUUCUAAACCGUGGAACCCUCGAUGAGAUGAUACAAUUCAUUAAGUCGGAUGCGGACCUAUCAGCGAACGAAGAAAUAAAAGCGGGUCUUGUAGACAUGGAAUUGCUCGCCUCCUACUCUAAAGAACUGAACACAUUCAACAGUGUCUCCUUUGACCUGUCUCUCGCCAGAGGAUUGGAUUAUUACACGGGUCUGAUCUUCGAGGUGAUCCAAAAACCGCAAGAUGCAAAAGACAAGGACGGCAAGAAGUCGUCGAAGAACGCAGAUGCCUCGGCGGUGGGCAGCAUCGCGGCGGGCGGACGAUACGAUAACCUCGUGGGCAUGUACGGCAAGAAGCAGAUCCCAUGUGUGGGCAUCUCGUUUGGUGUCGACCGCAUCUUCACGAUCCUAAAGGCGAAACAAGGAGACAAGAAGCCCCCCUCUAGACAGAUCGACGUUUACGUCAUGGCUUUCGGCGGCAAGGAAUUCGACGGCCUAUUGCUGCAGCGCAUGUCCGUCGCGCGACAGCUAUGGGAGGCUGGCAUCCGCGCCGAGUUUAGCGCAAAGGUCAAACCCAGACUUCCCCAGCAGUUCAAAGCCGCCGAGGAAGUACCGCUUGCUGUCAUCCUCGGCCAAGAUGAACUUGCAGAGGGUAAGGUCCGGUUGAAGACUCUGGGCUCGGGCAAGCCUGGCGAGGAGAAGGAUAAGGAUGAGAAGGACCAGGGGAUACUCAUUAAGCGGGAUGACCUGGUGGAGGAGGUGAGGAAGCUGUUGGCGGCGAAUGGUGCGACGGGUACGUUGCCUUUGCGAUAG